UGAUCUCACUACGAUUCUCUCGCGCUUGACGCUGCUUUAGAGAGACCGAUAUCUCACCCCCUUUUGACUGUCGACCGGAUCGUCACCAAAAACUAUCCCCUCCCUACACACUUCGGAACGUCCGUUUCCACCUUGGUCGUAUCUCCUUUUUUUUAUAUCCUCGUCGUCCUCACUCCGAACGUCGCCCAAUUUUUGCAUUUCUGCAAAUAUGUCUUCGACAGGCACUCCUGACCCUGCCACCACCCCAUGCUCUUCCACCACAGCAGUAGCUACGGCAACUUCGUCUCCCUCGGAAUCCUCGACUCCAUCCCCAGCCAUGUCCAAUGCUACAACGGCUACUGCUCCCUCCGCACGCCGACCUCAAAGAAAGAGCACUUUGACGCAACAGCAGAAGAACAACAAACGCCAGCGUGCGACUCAGGAUCAACUGGUCACCCUCGAAGUCGAAUUUAACAAAAACCCUACCCCUACCGCCGCUACCCGCGAGAGAAUUGCUCAGGAAAUCAAUAUGACGGAGCGGUCCGUUCAGAUCUGGUUCCAAAAUAGACGCGCCAAGAUCAAGAUGCUUGCGAAGAAGAGUAUCGAAACCGGGGAAGGAUGCGAUUCAAUCCCUGAAUCAAUGCGCCAAUACCUAGCAAUGCAGUUCGAUCCGAGCAAGCCUGGCGCAAGAGACCCUUUCGGCCGGACAGGAGGGUACGGGACCAAUGGGGCUUACACGCAGGAGCCCACUCCUUCCGGCAAAGUUGUUAUUCAUCACUUCACAUGUCGUUCCUUGACAAUCGGCAGCUGGCGCCGCAUUGGACAAAACGCAAUGGACCUCGUUGUCUUCUAUUCUCCUGAAAAAGCAUGCAUGACUUACUACAUCAACAACGAUUCUGCCGGAUACAAGAUCGAAUACCCCUUUUCCUACAUCAAGAACAUCACGUUGGAGUCUGGUGACCAGACCCCCGGUCCGAAUGGCGCUCCAACGCGGACAGGCGGUCUGGUCGUGGAAUUGAAUCGACCUCCACUGUUUUACAUGGAUUCAUCCAACUCUGGUGGCUUUUAUCAAUGCGGUGAUUUCACGGAAGAUCAGCAAGCAAGCCAAAUUCUAGUCCAUCAUCUGGGAGGCCAUCCCAAGGUUCUUAGCGUUCAGCUGGCUAAACUCGUAUCCCUAGAGUCGUUCCAGAAUCGCCUGGCUUAUAGCAACUUUGCUAUGAACCCACCCAUGUCGCCUCCUUUCAUUCAGCGUCCUGCCUCGCAACCCAACCAAUUCGCGCAAGCGUAUAUGAAUAUGUUUCCCGAGACCCCAACUCACCUGACCGUGCAGGCGGCCCGUGGCCACAAGCGGCAACGGAGUCGCUCAGUUCCGGUAGCUGUCGACUUCUCUGCAAUGCAGGCGCCGCUUGCCCAAUACAAUUUCUCCCAGACUCCUGCCCACUUUGGCCAACCUGACACAGGGAUCUUUGCCCCAAUUCCGCAAUCGACUCAUCCACUGGCUCUGAAUUUGCGAAUUGAUACAUCUGCUGCCUUCGGGUUUGAUCCGCGAGCCCAUCCCAUGUCGGCUACUACCACUGCUUCUCCAUCUGAGUUCGCUAGCCCAGGCCUCUUCAGUACUGGUGCAGGUGGAGACUCGACCCCUGUUGCUACCAGCAUGGGAACGCCAUUCAGCUUGCCAUUUGUCACGCCCGCUGUCGACUCCGCUGUCGCACACCAGACGGCCACAUACCCUAGCAUUGGUCAUGCCGACCCUAUGAUUGCCAACCACUCGCCACCGCUCUCCAACAUCUCGCACACAUCACAGGACAUGUAUGGUUUGGGUGCCGAGCACCCAACUAGUUACUCAGACGAGGGGAUGGGCAUGAAUGGAAUGUACACCAAGCACAACAUGACUUUCAACGUUCCUCAAUCCAUGGGCCUCGAAAGUGGUGCUUUCGACCUGUCCAUGCAGCCGAUGUCUGGACACACCUCUCCUGGUGUUCACGGCGAAUUCCAGAGUUUGACUCUAGAGAAUGUGGAUUCUAAUGCACUGGCGCGCGGCUCCUGAGAAUGACUACAUGUUUCCCACAAAAAGAAUCAAAAUCUCGGCUCCCGAGCUUUCUCCAGCCGUCUUUGUCAGAUCGAGAGUCGUGAUGACGAUUCGGGCUUGACCUUGACCGGAAAUGUCACUCAGGUUCAGGCACUAUUCGCUUGACCCCCUCUCCAGGGCUAAUGAUCAUCUUUUCAGACUUUUCCUGAGACCUUGCGUCGAAUCACUUCGAUACGAAGGAUUUCAGUCUUUCUUACAUUGUGCUCUAAGCGUGUCUUAUUCUGUACUAUUACUCUUCUCUGUGGCUGGUCCUGAGCGUUACACAGCGCCUUCUCUUUCAUUCUUCAAUAAGCACACCUGGCUGGGCUUUUUUUGGAUGCUUCUCUACCGUCCCUGACCAUUAUUCAUUUUUC
Aspergillus saccharolyticus JOP 1030-1 is the source of this 2421-nucleotide messenger RNA. Its product is annotated as homeobox domain-containing protein. Gene Ontology annotation, molecular function: RNA polymerase II cis-regulatory region sequence-specific DNA binding; DNA-binding transcription factor activity, RNA polymerase II-specific. Gene Ontology annotation, biological process: cell differentiation; regulation of transcription by RNA polymerase II. Lineage: Eukaryota; Fungi; Ascomycota; Eurotiomycetes; Eurotiales; Aspergillaceae. The record is from RefSeq and is a predicted model, not a curated record. The transcript is spliced from 3 exons. Bases 209 to 2026 code for a protein of 605 amino acids.